AUCUCAUCAAAACAAAUAGAUGAAUGUCUCCAGAAGUGGUGCACAUAAAAUAUGACCCCCAAAAAUCUCCAGGUGUUUACAUUGUUGGAGGCCUGUGACCCCUUUGAAGUAUCUUGAGACAGCCCAUUCACCUUUGCCAGCUGGAUGUUGGUGCACAGUUGUGCACAGUGUCGGUGCAGUGCUACGUUGAUGAAUGCUUUUUGGGCUUUGGAAUUGCAAUCACAGAGACAAUGAACUUGGUGACCAUGAGUUGGUCGGGGAUAGUUAACCAUGCUUUCUUCCUGUAUUUUCUGUUUUCCUUGCACGGCAUUGCUGCAAGCAGCAAAGACCUCCAAAUCAAAACAGAGUAUGAACCGGAGGAAUGUUCAGAGAAGUCAGCAAUGGGAGACACUGUGGCAGUCCAUUACACGGGUUAUUUGGAAAAUGGAAAAGUCUUUGACUCUUCCAUUAAGCGGAACCGUGACCCAAUAGCUUUCACUCUUGGAAGAAAGCAAGUUAUCGAUGGAUGGGAGCAAGGUCUCGUUGGAAUGUGUGUUGGUGAGAAACGACGCCUUGUGAUUCCCCCACACCUCGCCUACGGUGAAUCCGGAUACCCUCCCGCUAUACCACCCCAGGCCACGCUGCUGUUUGAGACGACCCUGGUGAGCAUCACCAAGAACUCUAGCAGCAGCCCCUACCAGGUAGAGGACGUCCUGAGCCUGGUCAAGGUGCUGGGCCCACCCCUCGUCAUCGGCUACCUCUGCUACUACAUGUACAGCAAGUACAAGGAAGAGGCGCAGAUUGCCAAGAGCCUGAAAAAACAGAAGAAGAAGCGGUGAUGUGUGUGCUCUCAUGUUGCGGAUGAUAGCUCGUGUUUGGUUU
Messenger RNA from Aplysia californica (California sea hare), 861 nucleotides. Its product is annotated as FK506-binding protein 2. Gene Ontology annotation, biological process: protein peptidyl-prolyl isomerization. NCBI's taxonomy places the organism in Eukaryota, Metazoa, Mollusca, Gastropoda, Aplysiida, Aplysiidae. Gene Ontology annotation, molecular function: peptidyl-prolyl cis-trans isomerase activity. The record is from RefSeq and is a predicted model, not a curated record. The transcript has 6 exons. The coding region runs from base 231 to 818 and encodes 195 amino acids.